CAGACAAGAACAUUUGCGGUGGUCUGAGAGCUUCUGUUUUUUAAAAAAACCAGAACGAACGCCUAUGAUUUAUUUUCCAUGCAACACAUCACCAAAAGUGCUGUGGAACACACGAAAGAGUUUUUGAAGGUGCUCUCUGAUUUAAGAUGACCAUGUUAGCAAAGAUAACACUAUAUACAGUGAUUUUGGUUCACCUAGUUUUAAUCUGUCGUGGUGGGGAUCAGUCCGACUUCGAGCACGUAGGUAGGUGAUCUAUAUCACGUAAAUUUCUACGAAGCUAGAAUUACCUCUGCGUCUUCAUAUUAAGUUCAGACGUCGAAUAUUGCAGACUGAUGAACUUCAUUACGACAAACCGUUGAAAAAUUGCCAGCGCAUGACCGAAUGCUGCGUUGAACAUGUAAGAGACCUAUCUCACCAUGGCGGUGAUGGCGAAAAAAUAAGCGUAACUAUGGGUUUGCACGUGUACCAGAUAACAUGGCACAUUCAAGAGAACACAAUUCACACAAGAGGAUAUAUUUAAUCGCUGUCUUCUUCAUACAAACCAUAUGAAAUCACUACCUUCUGUGCAUUUAACGGGAAGGUAAGUCCAAAGGGCAAAUUUUCAAUCGGAACUGUUUUGACGCCGCCAGACGCAGUGAAUCAUCCGCCAAGUUCGUCGAGACAAUUAUGAGUUCGUUAUUUUAGAACAUUUGCUCGAAACAGAGGCAAAAAUUUAUUUGCAAAAACUUAUUUUUUUAAUAAAUGAAGAUGAUAAGUAUCCGUGCGCAGAGCGCUUCUAGGAAAACACUUAACCCCAUAAAUUCUUGAAAUGACUGACGAAGAGGGGAAAAUUUUUGGCUUGUUCUUUGAAUUAAGUAGCGUGCUCUGCGCUAUGUCACGAGCACACUCAACACUGAUGAUUUUAAAAGCAAAUAUCCUGUUUUCUGAACGAUGCCCAGAAUGUAAUUUCUCGUCUCUAUAUCAAUACAUUUUCAAAAAAAAAAAAGUUGAUGAGACGAACAUGUAAACAUGAAAAUGUUUUCCUGAUAUAAAACUGAAUUCUCUCUGAAUUUUCCUGUAACCUUUAUUUAUCUCCCAUCCUCCCCAUUUGAAUGUUGCCUGGUUUUACGAAAUGAUCACAUAUUCCUGUAACAUUGAUAAAGGGAAAAGGGAGGACUUGCAAGCAAUCUAUUAUAAUAUUUAUAUUAUAAUAGGUUGUGUAUAGGUUGUAUAAUAUAUCAUGAGAUAAUAUUUAUUAUGUCGAGUGAAUGUUUUUCGCCCACCCAGGAGGGGAGGUGUGCCAACUACUUUUGUCACUCAUUGGCUCACGGCAGCCUCCUGCGCAGCUAUUCUCAGACUUGUCACGCAACGCUUCUCCUCAGCGAACGUUGACUAAGUAGCGUUGCGUGACGAAUUUGAGAACGGCUGCGAAGGAGACUAGGGUCAAGGGUACUUCUAAUGAAGAAAGACCUAAACCUAUUUCUUCCUUGAAAACAAUUUUCAAUAACCAUUAUUUUUAUCUAGCUUUAAGUAUAUUUUAUCUUUGAUAAUAUGGUAUAAGAAUAAAGGAUUGAUGUGCAACAUCAUUACAUUGACUGUUCCCGUUUUUAUUUUUUUUCCUUCAAUAUUUCUCACAAAACAAAAUAAACUUUUCACAGAAUUAGAGAGCAAAUUGUAUUUAUCACCUGGGGUCAAUGAGGAGAUCAGGUAAAUUUUAUCCAUUCGGAUGUUAACGAAGUUACGUUGACUUGUCACAAUUUAUUUAUUUUCAUUUCAUUAGUCACCGAGGAAUACUGGAACGAAGUUGAAGAACAAGACAAUCAAGGCAACGAAGGUAAACCAAAGGUAGAAUAAAUCAAGAAAUAUUAUCGCCGUGAGGCUUUGAAUUGUAACAUUUUAGGUCUCAAGGGAAUUCCUAGCCUAAUCUUUUGCAAAUUAUGCGAACAUAUGCAUGUGAAAAAGGGGAAAUUUGAAAGAAAUUGUACUCUGGAGUAUUAUCACGUGAAAUAAAAGCGGUAAAAAAAGUGAUGUAUGGAUUUCCGGAAUAGACGAGUCUCAAAAAUGUUCCAGUAUAUCUAAAAUCAAAGGGUACGUUUUGUCUAAUAGUGUUACUAAGGUAAAGAAUUUUGACUAAAGCUGGCAGCUGCAUAACGAAUUAUUUUUCUCGAGUCUUCCCCGCUGAUUACUUGAUGUACUGCAGUUUUGUUAAAAUAUGUUUUUGUUGGCAGAAACAAUCUGUUGGUUCAACGAUAGAAUCCUACGAGUUGGCGAAAAACUGAGCAACAAUUGUGUUUGCAGGAAGUCUGGUUAUAUUGUGUGCCCGUAGCGUUUAAAG
Pocillopora meandrina is the source of this 2314-nucleotide messenger RNA. The record is from the annotation of a GenBank genome assembly. NCBI's taxonomy places the organism in Eukaryota, Metazoa, Cnidaria, Anthozoa, Scleractinia, Pocilloporidae.